Messenger RNA from Papaver somniferum (opium poppy), 1665 nucleotides. Its product is annotated as proton pump-interactor 1-like. The transcript has 7 exons. The record is from RefSeq and is a predicted model, not a curated record. The coding region runs from base 95 to 1339 and encodes 414 amino acids. Lineage: Eukaryota; Viridiplantae; Streptophyta; Magnoliopsida; Ranunculales; Papaveraceae.
GAAAAAUUCUUCUACAUGUUUUGCCUAAUUCCCUUGCCCUUUCUUGAUUAAUUUAUCCUUCCUUUUCUUUCUUUUUUCCGGUGCUACAAGAGCUAUGGAAGCUGUCAACUUUAGCUCAAUGGCGAUAAAGGACCGGGAUGGAGGACAUGACAGUACUAUAAAGUGUGAUCAGAAUCCGGCACAUGAUGAUGAACCAGUUGAUAAACUUCUUAAGGUCAAUUCUACUCGUUCUUUUUAUUUCGCGAAAUAUCGGAUAUAUCAAAACCAUGAACUAGAAACAAAAAUUCAUCAUGCGGAAGAGGAGAUGAAAAACAUCGACCAAACCUGCAAACUGAUUCGCGAUACAAUAUUACAAAAGAAGCUUAAGAAUGGGUAUAGAACACCAUUGGAGUCGCUGUUGUGGUCCUAUGGAGCGCGGGAGGAUGACAGAUACAAGAAAGUGAUAAAUGAGAAAAAGACCAAAAUAGACUACAGACGUCGGGAUCGCAAUGGGGAACUUCGGGCUAUAUUUGAUACAAGUCGGAAGAAGGGUGAUGAUACAUGCUCAUCAGAGAAAGAGCUUAAUAAUCGUGUCUGUGGCUUGCAUUUUCGGACACGAUGUGGAAAAACCACAUUCGUUGAGGAGAAACAUCUCCUUAGAGAUAUUCAACAGCUUGAGGAGACUAGACCGGGAAUUGUUGUCAAUGAUGCCUUGAAACAAAAACGUUUUAAUGAGUCAAUGGAUCGGGUUGGGCAACCGAUUAAUCCUGCACGUUUUAGUUGUCGUUAUUCCCGUAAACUUAAAAAUCUUAAAGAUAUAGAUUUAGAUAAAUUGAAAAGGGAAAAACAAGUCUUUAGUGCUAGAGUUAAGAAUGCCGAGGAAGCAUGGAAAGCUAUGAGUAACGAUCUUCCUUCCUUGGAACUUAAAUUGGCAGGGACAAUUAAAAAACGGACAGCCAAGGAGAAAUUGUUGGUGAAACUGAAAAAACGGUGGAACGAAGAGAAGCUCAAUUACAACCAACAAUACUACAACAACUACAAAUCACUUAUAUUGAGCGCCAGAAAGCUUGCUGGAAAGAAAAAUAUCACCGCAUUGGAAGAACUAUCAUAUAAAGAGGUUGAGAACUUCAUGAGCCUAUGGAACAGUGAAAAGGAUUUCAGGGAUGAUUACUUGAAAAGAAGUCUAUCAAGCAUCCCUCAACAUACGUCAAAUGAGUUGGAUGGACCGAUAAGGAACCAUCGGGAUAUACAACCUAUUUCAGGCCAACUAAUAACCACCAUCUUAUAUCGUAGAAAAGAGGAUAAAAUACUAAAGGGCUUGGUUGAUCCUGACCUAUUAAUGACAUGUUACAGAUAUUGAUUGAUUUGGGAAAGCUGAAAAAAACAAAGAAAUUGUGAAAGCUGAAAAAGAAAUUAGAAAGCAAGAUAACGCAACAGUCAAAGUAUAUAUAUAUAUAUACAAAUGAAGUGUAAGAAGUGUACAUUCUUCUGUUUCCUGGUUUGUUAUUGUAAGGGUUGUCCCCUAUCCUAUGCUUGUCUGUGCUUAGUGUAUAAGUGUGUAUAACAGUCUCUGCUAAGUCCUGUAAGUUUGGUACACGUGUCAGGUGUUAUAUAGUGAAACCUAACAAAAUCCCCGAAUUGUAACCUUGGAGAAAUUCCCAAACCGGGAGGUUUUAGAAAAAUGGG